AUGUUUUACAGUCACGAGAUCCUGACCAACCGCCAGUACGGCGUUGCCACUAUCUGGCUUGUAGCCACCAUAGGAAAUAGAUCAGCCUCCAGAAAAGUUACUCGGAAGGCGAUCCAGGAAGUUGAUGUCCAGAAGGCAUGCGGCAAAAUCAGCGAGCCUGGCGCACCUGUUGCCUUGAGACUCCAGGGACAUCUUCUCUAUGGCGUGUCUCGUGUCUACAGUCAGCAAUGUGCGUAUAUGCUGGCGGAUGUGCAGAAAAUCCAGAUGCACAUGCACCUAUUCUUCAAGAGCUUCGGUUCGAAUGAGCUCGACUCGGAUGCCGGCCAAGCAAGGCCGGAGAACCUUCUGAUCACCAACGAUCCCGACUUUUUCCCUGACGAACGACUUCCCCAGUUUGACCUUAAUGCUCUUGUGGCCGGCAGCCAAGUCACCAACAAGACUUCUUCCCAAAUGUCGCCUCCCAAUACACUCCUCUCAGGCGCUAGUAUGCAGGGAAUAGACUUCCCCGUACGGCUCAACCUUCAGCACUCAGACUCUCUCGGUCCCCUUAGCUCUCCUUUUGGCCUUCGGGGUCUUUCGUCUUCACAAAAACCGGACAGCGGCGAGAUAUUUCCCCAACAAGAUGACGAGCUUGCCAGCUUCGGCGAUUGGGGGAUGGAAAUCGAUGAGCACGGAAACGUAAUUGAGUUUGGAGAACCCGCUAUAGCCGAAGGAGAGCCCGAUCUACCUCCACUUCGUCGAAGGCACGGUGUAGAAGUCGAGGCCGAUGCCGAGCAGCAAGUUCGACGACACGUUGAUGAACAGGAAGAUAUAGUUAUGGGGGGUGAAGCACCACAGCAAGUGCUCCAGCAAGCGCGGCGGGGAGCAGGAGAUAUGUUAGAACGUGCGGUCCUAGACGACGAUGGUGCCUCCGCCGGUGCUCACCGUCAUACACGAUCUCGACGGACUAGAAAGGUGCAUCCUGUCCAAGUUGAUGAAGAGACACAGGUUUCAAGAGAGACGUUGAGACAAUGGCAAACGGACUACCUGGAGAACUGUGGUGUCAAGAAUGUACGGGCAACCAGCGCCGCCCAGGCGAGGACGAAUGCGAUGCUUCUUACAUUUGGCCUUGGAAUUGGCAACGUGGGCCAGAACGUCGGCAUUCCUGGACUGGUUCACCCACUUUCUCGUCAAUUCUCCGGCGACUCGUUAUUCACCGCUCUCACUGGGCUUAAUGUGCCGAAGGCGCCCCGUGGUAGACGUCGGACUGCAUCCGAAGCUGGGAAGGAUGAUGAACAAGAGCAAUCGGAACGUCGCGUUAGACCGCGACUCUCCGAUGACGCCGAUCAGCAAGGUCGCGGCACAGGGGGCCAAGAUGUCAUACAUCGCUUUAGCUCCCCUGAGAUUGGUCGAGAAGCCCAGGCACCCAUGUCCGAUCAACCAUCCUCAGGUGUUCCCGCUCCUUGGAAUAGAGGCUCCUCUGCCGUGCCCGGCUCGUCGAUUCGCGGUUCCGCCCAAAAAGGUCGCAUUGUGUCUAGCCCACUCGGAAACCGUGGCGACAUCCAAGACAUAGUGCGUUACAGCGACGACCCAGCUAUGGUAUUCGAUGAUAGCGGACUUGGAAUCGGCGGCCUUCAGUCGUUGGACACGUCAUUUGGGGCCGAAUUGCAAGGGCGUCGAGACGACGGAGACGAGCAGAGGCAGAGCCAGCAGCAGGUUCCUGAUCUCGACGCCGAGUCUCGGAAUUUCCUCUCUUUCAUGGAGACGGCGGUCCGCGAUCACGGCGAGCACCGCCGAGACGAGGACUUCGAGAUGAACCGCAAGUGGGUCGCGUUCGACGACGUGUUCGUGUCUGGCGAGACGGCCCGCGCCACGGCGGCGCAGGCCUUCUACUACGUGCUCUACCUGGCGAGCGCAGGUAGGAUGUAUGUGAUGCAGGAAGGAACGUUGCCGGGCGAGCCCUUCGGCGGCAUCUGGGCCGGCCUGAAGCAUUACUAA
Molecule: messenger RNA, 1977 nt
Organism: Durotheca rogersii
Lineage: Eukaryota; Fungi; Ascomycota; Sordariomycetes; Xylariales; Xylariaceae
Product: Rec8 like protein-domain-containing protein
Exons: 4
Coding region: 1-1977 (658 amino acids)
Biological process (GO): synaptonemal complex assembly; replication-born double-strand break repair via sister chromatid exchange; mitotic sister chromatid cohesion
Cellular component (GO): synaptonemal complex; cohesin complex
Molecular function (GO): protein binding; chromatin binding
Source: RefSeq, a predicted model, not a curated record